ACUUGAUUAGGAAAAGGUAAUUUUUAAUGAAAAAGAUGCAAAUUUUUACAAUAGUUGUGCAUUGAUCAUUUUAUAUUGUAAUUGAAUUGCUCUGAUAAUGAUUUCUACCAAGCAAUAAAGAAAAUCGCUGUCAAAUAGAUUUUCGUCUGUACCUUUCAAACUUUGCACCUUGUUUGAAAAAGGACUGUUGAACUAAAUAAUUUUUCAAAAAUGUUUAAGUGUUGCUGAACAUAACUGGGAGUCUUCAGGGCUAAAAAAGACGAUAAAAAAUUAAUAUAUUAUAUACAGAGACUGCUAAUGUGUCUUUUUGUUGAGCAAGAAAAGUUUUCAAAUUAAAAAGUCUCAUUUUUGGCUACUACAAUCUUCGGCAGCCUUUUAUUUAAAAUAAGUAUAUAGUUUUUUCUAAUAACUGAAAUAGCUGAAAACUAAAUAUCUUCAAAAAGGGCGGGAAAAAGAGUUUGAAAGCGAGGCAGAAAUUCGUAUUCGUCAUCGCAAAUUGAAAUAGGACUUUUGGAUACAUGUAAUUCUAAACUUAGCUCUCUCAGUGAAAAAUUUACGAAAUUUGACAAUGCAGAGUCCAUUAGACAUUGAUGAAGCAAUUAACUAUAUCCACUCGUGGGAUCAGUACACUGAAAAAAUGCUGGAGGAUAAUAAGGAGCUGAAACGUCAAGUCUUUGUUUUGACAAAAAGCUGUGAACUGACGAAGAACAACGAGUCUCAGGCUAGGCAAGAGAUCGAGCAGUUACACAAAAUCCUAUCAACUUUGCAGGAAACACUACAUUCUGAACAUAAAAUCAUUGCUGAAUAUGAAGCAAAAAAGGUGGAAACGAAAAGAUGUAAAGAGCAAAUAAGUUCACUUGAAAGACAAAUUCUGCAACAGGAAAAGGAAAUGACUGAAAAAAUCAACGCAAUUAAUGUGUUUAAUGAUAGGGAAAAAGUUGCUCUUAAGAAAGAGUUUGAGGACAAGCUUGAGAAAAAAUACAAAGAAAUGCAAGAUUCGAUUGAUAAAAAAGACAAGAAGCUGAAAGAAUUUGAACUACGCAUUUUUGAUAUACAGAAAGAAAAACAAACGGAGAUAAUGAAGAUAAGGCUCGAGUGUGAUACAAAACUUCAAAAAAUGCAUAGGCCACCAGCUAACGAGUCUCAAGUAAACGUGGGGUCCUCGAUGGUCAGAAACGAUAUCCUGAGAAGAAAAAUGCAGCAUAUCCAAGCAGAAGCUGAAGUAGAAAUACACGCGCUGAAAGAAAAAAUCUCUGAAUUAGAAAAAUCAUUGGAAAAACAACAAUUACAGAAAAAGAGAAAGCUGUAUUUUCAUUCAAAAGAAACCAAAUAUUGAAUUUGUGCUCAGUUGGUUCCAUUUUCAUUGAAAGAAAAUAAAGCUAUUCAAUUGAGAAUUUAGAGUCUCAGCUGAAACAGGGCCUAUUUAUCAAGGGUAGAUCUCCAAAACUACACUCGAGGGGCAAUUUAUGUAGGAGAUUACAUCCAAAACAAAUAAUUUAGAUUAUUUUUACGGAUAAAAACUGGAUUGCUAAUAUAAUAAAAGGAUAUCUAGGACUUUUCGGAUCAAAUAAUUGGAUUUCUAGCAAUGAUAAAUGAGAUUUUCAUAUACUGAUUCGUCCCUCGACUAUUCUCCUUUUUCAAUAAAUGAUUUAUUUAAGAGACUCGUAGCUUUCGUCACAAUUAUUGUAGCAAUAAUUUUUCCCGCAAUUAAGCAUUUGAUCUAAUAUUUUUGUUAGAAUUUAUUUUUGUUAACUAAAGAAGCCUCGCCUAAGUUUCUUCCAAUACCAAACAAGGGUGCUUAUUUUUUCUUCUAAGUUCAAACUUCCAAAAGUGGUAGGGGCCUAAUUAACUAGAUAUACACUACAGUUGAAAUGUUCAAGAUAAGCAAUACUACAUUGUGAGUUGAGAAUUGGAUAUUUUUCGAUAAAUUAAAAGAUACCCGUGCAAUUGUAUUUAUUUUAUCUCAUAUCUGUGAUUUUAGAAAACCUUUUGAUUAUUAUCGUCUUUAGAUUGAAUGGGAUGAGAACAUGAUCAAAAUUUCCAGUUUGACUUGACUAUGAUCCUGACACGGCAAAUGUAGUACCAAACUAUAAAGUUAAUGUAACGGAAAAAAGUUUGUUUCGUUUCUCUAGAUGCUUGAUUUUGCUACCCUAUAAUUUUGUCUCUACAAACGAGAAGGAAAGUGAUUGUGAAUUUGUAUUUACUAAAUUUAAUUGUUUUUGAAAUUCUAUUUCACUACAUUGGAUUCUCGCCGUCGUGUUGCUUUUUUCCUGACUAUCUUUUGUAUUAAUACUCAUUGCAAAAUUCACAGAACCCGGCGGACAGCAUACUCUGCAUUUCUUCCUUCUUACACAUUUUAUGGCCUAAAAUCCUUUUCUCAAACUCUGUUCCCUAUUAUAUAAGGUAAAUUAAAAGAAAAAAGUCACACUGAGGGCGAAUCUUGAACAUUUUUUAAAUGUAUUUUAAGAAUAUCGGUUGUUUACAGUUAAGUAAUUUAGAGUUUGUUUUUUAAUUUAUCUGCGAUCGGUAUUUUUCUUAUUUAAAGGAUGUUCUCUAGAUAUUCUCCGAUGCAUUAAUGUCCCCUUUCUAAGUCUUGAAAAAGCUGUCACGGCUACAAAGUGUUACCAAGAGUUUCUUUAGCUUUGUUAUUAUUCGAUAAAAUAAAUCGAUGAUUGAAUCAAAGUAGGAGUAUCCAAGUGGGGCUAUUGAAGCAAGUGUAGUAGGUUCCAUUGGUUCCUUGAAACAGCCUUUUGUUUUCAGUUUGAAGAUCAUUUUGGAUUCAUAUCAACAAAAUAGAAUUUGUGCUUACCUGUCUUUUUGGUUUCUAAUCGGUAACAUUUACU
Molecule: messenger RNA, 2843 nt
Organism: Rhopilema esculentum
Lineage: Eukaryota; Metazoa; Cnidaria; Scyphozoa; Rhizostomeae; Rhizostomatidae
Source: RefSeq, a predicted model, not a curated record